Molecule: messenger RNA, 493 nt
Organism: Dicrocoelium dendriticum
Lineage: Eukaryota; Metazoa; Platyhelminthes; Trematoda; Plagiorchiida; Dicrocoeliidae
Source: the annotation of a GenBank genome assembly
AUGCAGUUUCAAGGGCGAGGCAAGCAAUUUCCGAGUAGCGUGCCACUAGUCCAUCGGAUUGUCCAAUGUAAGGAAGCACAAUCCGAUGAAAACUGGCUGUGUAUUUGGGCAUACUCUUCCCUGGCAGACAAGAUUUUUUAUCAGAGAUCCAACUACUGUACUAAGGCCAGCAGCUAUUGGGGCGGCGGUGGCGGCGGAACCAUCCGUGACGCUGGCGAUGCCUUUGGAAGGCGUGAAGCGCAACUGGAAGAAGAGUAUUUCUAUCGAAAAAACAGAGAACAACUAGAGGCUUUGCGUCGACAUUUGGAGGAGGAAGUUAAAUACAGAGCGGAGGAAAUCGAGCGUCACAAGGAAGCAAUCGAGCGUCACGAGAAACUCCUCAAGGACCUUGACAAGGGAAAAUAGUGACUUCAUUGCCUCCCCCAGCUCUGUCAGUUUUAUGACUGUCUCGAUUUCAUCAUCAUUCUUAGCCUAGUCCGAAGGAAUUUUCGCC